AUGGAGGCAACCGUUACCAAGGAAGGCAAGCGCGGAGGCUACUGUGGUCGUUCCGGCGAGAGAUGGAAACUUGGACCAACGUGGUGCUGCAGUGCGCAGAGAAGUGAUGAAACGCUUCACCGUACAGAUUCAAACCGCUCAGUGAACUUCAGAGUGAUGCAGUUUUGGAACGAUAGACAGGUUCAAAGAUCUUUCGCCAUUUUAUUUUUGUUUGUAAUGGAAUUCCCACUUCAUUUGUGCUUGUCUUAUGCAGGUGAGUUCAAACCAGCUGGACAAACAACAUGCUUAAUGGGUUAUAUGCAGUCACAAAGGCCCACAAAUGUCACCCAAAAGCCCACACUGUACGCUAAGGAAUUUCAAUUAUCUCACGUUCAAGGAGCUUUCUCAAAACACAGAGCUCCAGCACGUACUACACCCACGCCAUUCCCAGGGCGUACUGAUAAUGGGAGAAGUGGUACACCUGGUCUACAAAAAGCAUCCAAGGUUUUGAGCACAUUCAGUGGGCCUAAAUACCAACCCCAAUACAGGUUUGCGGAAUUAGAUUCUGAAUUGCCCUACAAUAUUCCUUUUGUAACGGCACUACACAACCUAAGACCAUCUGGGCAACACUUGAGUUGCAAAACUAAGGCCACUCUCCUUUCAGCUACAUCAAUGGCUGGUUCUGCUGUACUGAGUCAGGGAUCCAGUCUCAUAAGAGAGGGCUUUGACCAAAGACAGGAAGCAGAUGGAAAAAGGAAUCAGAGAUUGGCACUGAUUCCUCAUAGACCUGCUAUUGUUCAAGUAAUUACAAUUGCGUGUAUAGCCUUCAGUAUUGCCCUGAUAUGUGGGACCACUAUUUCCUACAUGAUAUAUCGACUGGUACAGGCUGAGGAAAAACAACAACUUGCGUCACUCUAUAAAAAUGUCAAGAUACCAUUAUUAGGAGAUGAAGAGGAGGGCUCUGAGGAUGAGGGCCAGGAUGAGUCCACGCACCUCCUUCCAGAGAGUGAGAAGGAACCGGAAAAGUUCAUUCAUUCAGUCAUUAGGUCAAAAGGAAGAAAACAUAUGGAAAAGAAGAGAUUGAACACAGAGCAAAAGUUGGUAAAGGAAGUGGAAAUAAAGGAUGCUAUACAUACCGCAAAUCCGGGGUGUCUGUGAAAAGAAAUGAAAGAGAGGCAGGACAUGCUAGCCAGUGUGGGGAAACAGUGACAGAUGACAGAAUGUGAGCAUGACUUGCUCCUGGAGAACCUUGUGCAAGAGCACUCUAAAGGAAGAACACCAGACGUAAAAACAGGAAAUAAAUUCAUAUGAUAUAGCAAUCUUGCUUCCUAGUUCUUAGAGUUUAUGAAUAAAUACAACGUAAUUGGAAAAGGAAAAAAUCCAACUUCGUAAGUGUGAAAGAGAAAUUGUCAGGAUUUUCUUUUCUCACUCCUAACCAGUAGUUUCUUCGGGUAAGUCUCUCAGACCAGGUGAGGAAACCACUUUCAUGAAACAAAGCUUCCCCAGUGACAUUAUCUGUUAAUUCCAGUAGCUCGCUUCCAUUUUAUGUAUAACAAGACUGAGAAUGUCAAAAUGAAUAUGACAGCAGACAGUAACCUUUGUUUUUAGGGAUCUGGGACCUGGUGCAGGAAAUAGGUCUGCAGGCAAAGAGCUAUAAAGCAUUGCCAGAUGUACUGAGUGCUGUAAACUGGGAGUCACCGAGAGCUGUGGAAACACAAAAGGGGCAGGAUUUAAUCUGAGCGGUGCUAUUGGUGUGGAAAACAGUCUGAUGGUUCCUCGAAAAGGUAAACAUAGAGUCACUACCUGACCCAGCAAUUCCACUCCUGGGUAUAUAUCCAAAAGAAUUGAAAAUAUAUGUACCUGCACACAAGAGAAACCCUCACACAAACGUUCAUAGCAGCAUUAUUCAUAAGAGCAAAAAGGUGGAAACACUGCAUAUGUCCAUCAGCCGAUAAACAAAUUAACAAGAUGUGGUCUCUCCAUAGAGUGGGAUGUUAUUAAGCAAGGAGAAAGAUAGAAGUACUGACACAUGGUACAACAUAGAUGAUCCUUGAAAACAUUAUGCUAAGUAAAAGCGGUUAGACACAAAAGGUCCACACAUCGUAUGAUUCCAUUUAUACAAAAUACCUACAAUAGGCAAAUCCAUAGAGGGUCAAAGUAGAUAAGUGGUUCUAGGUGCCGGAGGAGGGGAGAAAAGGGAAAGAUGGUUGGUGGGUAGGAGGAUUCUCUUGGGGGCAAUGAAAAUGUUGAAAAAAAAGAUUAGUGUAACUUGAGGAGGCUGGUACCGAACCCAAGUUCAGCUGCUCACCACUCAAAAGACCAAUACUCAAGAGACAAGUGUUAUACUUGAUUUACAACAUUGUUUUAAUUCCUGCUGUACAGCAAAGUGACUCAGUUAUACAUAUAUAUAUAUACACUCUUUUUCUCUCUUUUUUUUUUUUGGCCGCACCUUGCAGGAUCUUAGUUUGCCGACCAGGGAUUGAACCUGGGCUACCGCAGCAAAAGCGCUGAAUCCUAACCACUGGACCGCCAGGGAAAUCCCUGGACUGCUUUUUACCACGUAUCAAGCACAUGAGAAGAGCAUGAAUCUUCUCAGGCAGAUGUUUCUUAGCAAGAAUCACUGAGGCAGGCAGAGUUCUAAGAUGGCCCCAAGACUCCUGCCCUCUGGUGUACACAGCUGUGUAGUUCCCUUCUCUUGAGUGUGGGUCUUUGAAUAUGACAGAUGUCACUCUUGUGAUUAUGAAAAAGUGAUGGGAUUGUCGCUCUCUUAAUUGUUACAUUAAGCCACCUGUCCAAGUUUUCAGGGACUAGCUCCAUGCAGGGAAAGACAUUUACUAAUCAACCCAGUGUGAAGGCUUCAGGCUUUCUCAGUUUUUUUCCAGACACGCAUCUACCCUGGUGUGUGUGUGUGUGUGUGUGUGUGUGUGUGUGUGUGUGUGUGUGUGUGUUUCACCAGUUCUACCAUAUACAGUAUGCUGCAUUUAUUUUUAUUUUUUUAAAGUAGGAUUAAAAGCCUUUUAGUCUUUUUUUUUAAAUUAAUUUUUGGCUGCAUUGGGUCUUCGCUGCUGCGUGCGGGCCCUCUCCAGUUGAGGCUAGCCUGGGCCUUUCACUGCGGUGGCCUCUCCCUGCUGCGGAGCAUGGGUUCCAGGCACAUGGGCCCAGCAGUUGUGGCUCACGGGCUCCAGAGCACAGGCUCAGUAGCUGUGACACUUGGGCCCAGCUGCUCUGAGGCAUGUGGGAUCCUCCCGGACCCGUGUCCCCUGCAUUGGCAGGUGGACUCCCAACCUCUGUGCCACCAGGGAAGUCCCUAUGCUGCAUUUAAAUGUCUUGAUUUCCCUAAUAGUCUCACUCCCCACCCUUGCUCCGACUUUUCUCAGGGCUUUAAACAUUCUACUGCAUUCCUCUGCCUUAGUCUUUUUGUUGCCCGGCACUGUAGGACUGCAAUCUCCCUGCAGCUGCCACAAGGUUUGGAAUCUACCAGUGCCCUUGCUGGCAACUAAUAUUUGUGUAUAGUUUGAAGAGGAGGUCUAAAUUCAUAUUUUACCAUUUGUGUACUUCAGUGCUGCAGACCUUAUUUAU
This is a messenger RNA of Orcinus orca (killer whale), 3558 nucleotides long. It is a transcript of the gene C20H19orf18, whose product is annotated as chromosome 20 C19orf18 homolog. The record is from RefSeq and is a predicted model, not a curated record. Lineage: Eukaryota; Metazoa; Chordata; Mammalia; Artiodactyla; Delphinidae.